AUUACAAGUCAAAACAUACUUCUCUGUGACGCUUGCUGGCCUGGGCCUUCUCAUUGUAGGAGCUGAGAUACUUCCGCUUCGCCGUCUACCCAACCAAAAGCCAUGCAUUCACGGUAUCAGCGACGCCGAUUUAUCUUUAUUUCCUAGUCUUGGGUUUCGUUUACUUCUGGAGGCAUUCUACUUUGCUAGAUUGUUAUCGUUCCCUAGACACCCUUCUCUGACUGCAGCAUCUGCAUGGCUUGUCAUCGCCGCUCGCCACGAUGACCGAAUCGGAUCACACCCGCUCUUUGCGAGAUCGGAUCAUUGAACUCUUUCGUCCCCCGGCGUCCGUUACCUUCUUACCUCGCAUGACGGUGCACAACAAUACAAUGGGCGAUUUUGAUGAGUCGGCCGGAAGCAAUUCAUCACAGGUCGACUCCCGAACUCCACUGCUAGGAUCGUACGACCGUCGAGAGCCUCCAUGUGGUAUGGGUAACUCCUGCAACCAUGGCACAUUCACUCCGAGGGUGGAGUCUGAUGACUGGCGUACAAAUGCUAUGCCAGAAUAUGGAGGCGAACGAUAUCCCAUAGGCAGCACUAGCCGGCGCUCUACCAGUGCUGCACCAAGCGCUCAGGGCUUAGAGAAUUUUCCAGCUGGAGCUUCGACACCGCUCACUAUAAAGUAUAGUAAAUCACAGUAUAUAUCGUAUUACAUUCCAUUCUUUACUUGGAUCUCUCAGUAUCGACUAUCGUACCUUCGCGGCGAUAUCUGUGCUGCCCUGACAGUCGCUUCAAUUUACAUUCCGAUGGGUCUUUCAUUAUCAAACAUCGCCCACGCACCUCCAAUCAAUGGCCUCUAUUCAUUCGUACUUCAGCCGUUCAUAUACGCAAUACUAGGGAGUUCCCCCUUGCUCGUCGUUGGCCCAGAAGCAGCUGGGUCUUUGUUGACUGGAGCCAUCGUCAAAGAAAGCGUCAAUCAGGGAUCGUCAGGAGAGGAUGACGAAGCCGCAAAUGCCAUAGUUGUGGGGGUAGCUACUGCGCUGGCAGGGCUUAUGAUCUUAGUCGCUGGAAUAUUCCGACUGGGUUUCCUAGACAACGUUCUCAGCCGGCCGUUUCUGCGAGGCUUUAUCACGGCCAUCGGCUUCGUUAUUUUCGUGGAUCAGUUCAUACCUGAGCUUGGUUUGGCGGCUGAAGCCAAGGCUGCUGGUGUUACACAUGGCAGCACCGUGGACAAGCUGCUAUUCAUAAUCAGAAAUAUUACUCACUCACAUAGCUUGACGGCGGCCGUUGCAUUCACGAGUUUCGCCAUAAUCAUGGUAUUUCGUACCCUCAAGAAGCUUCUUCAGCCGCGGUAUCCGCAGGUUAUUUAUUUUCCAGAUCGAAUACUUGUUGUUGUUAUCUCAGCAGUCCUAACCCAGCAGCUCAGAUGGCACGAGCAAGGGCUUGAAGUCCUAGGCCCAACUAAGAAUUCAGGCAAUGGCGUCUUCAAUUUCGAGUGGCCUUUUCAGCCAAAAUACGCAGAGUAUCUCCGCACUGCAUUGAGUACCUCCUUCAUUAUUGCAAUUCUCGGUUUUUUCGAGUCAUCUGUCGCUGCCAAGGGACUUACUGGCGUUGCAAGCGUGGGUGUGCAAGGAAUGCAAGUUAGCCCCAACAGGGAGAUGGUGGCGCUAGGAUUCGCCAACGUUGUCGGCGGAUGUUUUAUGUCUCUUCCUGCAUUUGGCGGAUAUGCAAGAAGUAAAGUUAACGCAUCGACUGGUGCGCGAUCGCCAAUGAGCAAUAUCUGCCUCAGCGUAGUUGCAAUCAUAUGCAUCAUGGUCCUUUUGCCGUAUCUUUAUUAUCUUCCGAAAGCUGUGCUGUCCUCCAUGAUCUCCGUCGUCGCCUACUCUUUGAUUGAAGAGUGUCCUCACGACCUAGCCUUCUUCAUCCGCCUCCGCGGCUGGUCUGAGUUAGCCCUCAUGCUCUUAAUAUUCCUCUCAACAAUCUUCUACUCUCUCGAACUCGGCAUUGCCCUCGGCAUGGGUCUGUCAGUACUAAUCCUCAUCCGCCACUCCACGAAACCUCGCAUCCAGAUCCUCGGUAAAGUAGCCGGUAGCGACCGCUUCGACAACGCUGAAUUACACCCAGAGAAUGUUGAGUCGGUCGAAGGUGCGCUCGUUGUCAAAAUUCCUGAACCUCUAACCUUCGCAAAUACGGGGGACCUCAAGAAUCGUCUCCGCCGAUUAGAGAUGUACGGUACGAACCGUGCGCACCCCUCUAUGCCGAGGAUAAGGCCUCCAGAGCAUAAUCGGAAUGUUAUUUUUGAUGUCCAUGGUGUGACAAGUAUUGAUGGUUCAGGGGCGCAGGUGUUAUAUGAGAUUGUGGAUGGGUAUGCGCAGGCCGGCACGAGAGUGUUCUUCUGCCGGGUUCCGAACCGAAGUGUGUAUCGUAUGUUCCAGCGGAGUGGGAUUGUGGAGCGGUGUGGCGGGAUGUCGCAUUUCGUUGGGCAUGUUGACGAGGCGCUUAAACUUACAGAUUCGGAGACGAGGCCGUUAAGUGCAUCUAGUGCUUGA
Molecule: messenger RNA, 2528 nt
Organism: Aspergillus nidulans FGSC A4
Lineage: Eukaryota; Fungi; Ascomycota; Eurotiomycetes; Eurotiales; Aspergillaceae
Product: SulP family inorganic anion transporter
Exons: 5
Coding region: 261-2528 (755 amino acids)
Biological process (GO): transmembrane transport; sulfate transmembrane transport
Cellular component (GO): membrane
Source: RefSeq, a predicted model, not a curated record